AUGCAGGAGACUUCAGGGCAGCCUCCAGGGCCACAUAAUGAAGUGGUCUAUCAGCCUCCAGUUUAUUAUGAGAUGGUAGUUCCAAAACCAAGUCAAGAUCAAACUCCGCAUCCAAUGUCACCCAGUGGCACAGCUGAACCUUCGAAGUUAGAGUCAACCAUAACUCAGGUACCCACUACACAGGAUGAACAUUCUACAGCCUUCAAGUCUAUAUCUCCUCCUCCUUAUCCAAUGUACCCUGAGGUGACAUUUUCACCUCCAGUCCAGAUUCAGACUCAGUAUACAAACCUGCCUCAAGUCACAGUCAAGCCUCUGGACCUGGAAAUUACCCAAACUCCACAACGUACUACAGAGGCUACACCUUCUACUACCAUGCAAAUGACCCUAACUCAGUCUACAGAGCCACUAAAGGAGCUCGUAACUCAGUCCCCAGGGGACAAUGAGAUGACAGUUCCAACAGCAGGUCAGCAUCAAGCUCAGCACCCAACAUCACCCAGGGUCAUAGCUCAGCCUUCCAAGAUGGAGCUAACCAUAACUCUGGUACCCACUGCAAAAGCUGGCCAUUCUCCAUCCCUGAAGAAGACUACAGAUCUACAUCCAGGCCAGGUUCAGACUCAGCACUCAACCCUAACUGAAGUCACAGAUCAACCCCUGAAUGCGGCUGCCACCAUAAAUGUCUGUGAGCUCUGCACCUGCAAAGAUGAGACACUUUCAUGCACUGGCCUCAGCCCAGUGCAGAAGCUUCACAGAGUUCCUGUACCAGAGCCCAACAGCUACAAUGGCACCUUCAGCAUAUUAAAUUUCCAAGGAAACUCGAUUUCUUUCAUUGAUGAAAAUGUAUGGAAAGCAUACCGCUGGGCUGAGACACUAAUCCUCAGUGAAAAUGACUUGACUGAAUUACAUAAGGACUCAUUUGAAGGCCUGCUGUCCCUCCAACACUUAGAUUUAUCCUGCAAUAAAAUAGAGUUUAUCGAAAGACGUGCAUUUGAGUCACUCCCUUUUUUGCAGUCUAUAAAUCUUGGUUGCAAUUUACUGACAGAACUGAGCUUUGGGACAUUUCAGGCGUGGCAUGGAAUGCAGUUUUUGCACAAUGUAAAUCUCAAUCGUAAUCCUCUGAAAAACGUUGAAGAUUCGUAUCUUUUUAAACUGCCAGCAUUAAAAUAUCUAGACUUGGGAACAACACAAGUACCACUUACCACAGUUGAGAACAUCCUCAUGAUGACUCUUCAAUUGGAAAACCUGAUCUUACCCAGCCAUAUGGCCUGCUGCCUCUGCCAAUUUAAACAUACUAUCGAGGUUGUCUGCAACACCGUCAAGCUUCACUGUGACAAUGAAUGCCUGCCAAAUACGACACAUUGCCUUGAAGAAGCAUCUAUAGGGAACCCAAAGGGGGCAUUCAUGAAGAUAUUGCAAGCCCGGAAGAACAACACCAGCAAGCAGCUGACUAUUGAGCCAGGGAACCCAGUAUCAGAGAGAAACUUGGACUUCCCAGGCCGCAUGAGUGAACAGCGAGACCUCAACGAUGAAAGUGAUGUUAUUAGUGCACUGAAUUACAUAUUGCCUUAUUUCUCAGAGGAAAAUCUACAAAAUGUAGAAUCAACAUUAUUACCAUUCAUUACACUGCUUUUUUCAUAAACUGCCCCGUCACAGGAGAACAGCCUGGCAACCAUGCCAAGUGUGGGGUACAGGCUGCAGAGAGUGAAAAAAGUCAUCAAGGGGCCAAAGGGCUUACGGGAAAGGCACCUCCAGGAGAUGAGGAAGAGCCUCGGGAGGAGACGGGGCACCUGGCCCUUUGCGGAGAGCAUUGGGGGAAGAAGGCUUGGGAGAGCAGUCCGGGAGCUGAAGGAGCUUCAAGUGGCUCAGAGGCCCAGGCAGGUGGCCGGAAACUCCUUGCACACGGAGCCCUUGCUCACAAAGGAACGUGAGGCUGCAGCCCCCUCUUUCCUGAAGACACAUCUGGGCAGGCCUUCUACCUCCCCUGCAAAAUCUCUCUCUGAGAUCAACAACAAAGGAAAAGACUUAACCUACACCAUUUUUGUCUUAGAAGAUGCCAAUGCUAGAGCUAAAAAUAAGGCAGCAGGGAAACCAAUCUUGCAUUCCAGACAAAAUUACCGCUUUCACAAAACUCGCUCUCACCUGGUCCUCCGAACCCCCAAGGCCAAACUGAGUCGGAAGUUCAGAAGGAAAAAUUCCCUCAACAGGCAGAUGGCUGGGAAAAGGCCUCUGUUCCCUGCACUGCGGAGUCUCAUAAACUCCCCCUCCGGAGAGGCUUUCUCAUCCCCUGGAGGCCUGCAUUCUCGGAGUCCUCCUCUGAGAGAACCUUCUAUAGAAGACACUAGGGAGGAAAACCAUUCCGGAGGGCGUGUUUUUGAAGAAAAUUUUGCCAGAAACACCACUGCACAUGAAGAAAUGCUCCCUGGUGACAAAUGCACCACAGAUCCUUCAGCUACAGAUUCUGCUGGGACCGAGUUCGACCUAAUGCUGACUGUGGACCAAACCAAGGAAACACAGUGGGAAUACCCCAGCAAGGGCACUGAAGCCCCCACCAUGCCCGUAGGCUUCACCUACCCUGUGAUGCUGUCCCAGGGAGAACAGUUUGAAAUUCAGCUGAAUCAACAGCUACAGUCCCUCAUCCCCAACACUGACGUGAGAAGGCUCAUUUCUCACGUCAUCCGCACUCUGAAAAUGGACUGCUCUGAGGCCCAGGUGCAACUGCCCUGUGCCAAGCUCAUCUCCAAAACAGGCAUCCUGAUGAAGCUCCUCAGUGAGCAGCAGGAAGAAAAGAUAGCCAAGGAAGAAUGGGACACAGAGCAGUGGAGGACCGAGACCUAUAUCAAUGAGAGUACAGAAGCCCCGAGUGGACAGAAAGAGCAGGAGUCGAGAGCUCAAGAACACGGCUAUCACAACAAGCUCAUCGUGGCAAUAUCUGUGACGGCAGUGGUCACAAUGCUGGUUAUCAUCUUCUGUCUCAUUGAGUCACUGGUGGUGCACAACAAACAGGAGAUUCACUGUACUACUCUCCUGACUCAGCACCUAGUCACCUCCCCGGACCCACACGUUACGUCCAACAAAAUAUUUACUCUCAUAGAGGAAGAGGAAGAGAAGACAUAG
Oryctolagus cuniculus (rabbit) is the source of this 3111-nucleotide messenger RNA. NCBI's taxonomy places the organism in Eukaryota, Metazoa, Chordata, Mammalia, Lagomorpha, Leporidae. The record is from RefSeq and is a predicted model, not a curated record.